This is a messenger RNA of Rasamsonia emersonii CBS 393.64, 675 nucleotides long. RefSeq names its product Mating locus protein. The coding region runs from base 1 to 675 and encodes 224 amino acids. The transcript is spliced from 2 exons. Lineage: Eukaryota; Fungi; Ascomycota; Eurotiomycetes; Eurotiales; Trichocomaceae. The record is from RefSeq and is a predicted model, not a curated record.
AUGGAAGAGCUUCUCGUCUGCUUCCUUCUUAUUUUCCUUCGGGUCCUCUCCCAGGAUCCUCAAAAGGAGCCAGAACGUCGGAUGCUCGCUUUCUACAUGCUUGCUAUCUACGAGAAACAUCGCAAUGGUUUUCGUCUUAUGGCCCAGUUCCAUGCUUUUUGCAAGCGUGAACUAAACAUUCCCCGGGCCAUAAACACAAAUCCAUUAGCAAAUCCUGGAACUCUUGUCGUUCGCUGUGGCGAUAUUAUCGAAAACAUCGUCCACAAAUAUGGAGUAAUUCCGACCAUUGCCGAUUUCGAAGGUCAUCCGUGUGAACUUGUUACCAUUCUGCCUCAGAGACUUGAUCGUGCGAUGCCUUUCCAGAUGAGACUCAAUAUGCACAAACAGAUGCUUGUCUACGAACGUCUUGCGGACAUCCAACUUGCGUCAUACGCUCGUAGAUAUGGUUAUCACUACAUUUUCCGAGCUGGCCUUCGUGAAUAUUAUAUGACGAAGGUUGUCGUUGAACACUACAAUUUCUUAAGAAACGAUCAGCGCGGUAACAACUGGCGUCGCCAGACACAGGCGAUCUUCUACGAAGCGAUUGACAGAACUCCUGGCCUCAGCCUUGAAGAAUUGAGAGCUCUCAUUAUGGCCACUCAGUGCUUUGAAGAGGAUGUCUUUUUUCUUCGUUAG